AUGGGUUGGCCCGGCCUGGUCCGGGGCGGGUCAGUCCCGGGCCGGGUCAUAGAGUCGGGUGGAUCGGCAGGAGGAGAUACAAGUCCAAAACACUACAUUAUUCUUAAAAAUGAAAGUAAAAGAUUAACAUCAAAUUCAUGGGAAACGUUUGGUUUACCAAGUAAACUUGAAGCUGAUGGUACAUAUCAAGUUAUAUCUGAUUUUGCUAGUUGUUUUAAUUGUAAAAAAACGUUACAUUAUGAAAGUAGUACAAAAUAUAUGAAAAGUCAUAAUUGUAUACCUUCAACAACAAUAAACGAAGGACCAUUAGCUAAAUAUUUAAAUAAUAAUAAAGUUACCGAUGUUCAAAGACAAGACAAAGAUCAAAUGAAACAAAAAUUAACUCAAUGGAUUUGCUCAUCAGUUCAUUUAGUAUUGUUGAAGAUUUCGGAUUAA
Didymodactylos carnosus is the source of this 435-nucleotide messenger RNA. The record is from the annotation of a GenBank genome assembly. NCBI's taxonomy places the organism in Eukaryota, Metazoa, Rotifera, Eurotatoria, Philodinida, Philodinidae.